Molecule: messenger RNA, 3025 nt
Organism: Lepidothrix coronata (blue-crowned manakin)
Lineage: Eukaryota; Metazoa; Chordata; Aves; Passeriformes; Pipridae
Gene: TFAP4
Product: transcription factor AP-4
Exons: 7
Coding region: 859-1905 (348 amino acids)
Biological process (GO): regulation of transcription by RNA polymerase II
Cellular component (GO): nucleus
Molecular function (GO): protein dimerization activity; RNA polymerase II cis-regulatory region sequence-specific DNA binding; DNA-binding transcription factor activity, RNA polymerase II-specific
Source: RefSeq, a predicted model, not a curated record
GCGAUGCGGCUGUCCCGCCCGGGGAUGGGGGGCACGGGGCAGAGCUCGGGGAGCUGCGCAGCCUUCCCACUGCCCCGAGAUCUGAGACACCCGGUGUGGAGCUCAGGGUGCUGGGAGACCCCCUGCCUGUGAGACUGGGGUGCUGGGGAACCCCUUGCCUGCAAGCUUGGGGUGUUAGAAGAUGCCCUGCCUGGAGCUCCAGAAGCUGGAGAACACCCCACCUGCGAGCUCAGGGUGCUGGAUGACACCUUGCAUGGAGCUUGGGGUGCUUGGGGACUGCCCUGCCUGAGAGCUCAGGGACAUCCUACCUGUGGCCUUAAGUAGCUCAGGGACAUCCUGCUUGCAAGCUUAGGGUUCUGGGGGAUGCCCUGCCUGUGAACUGGGGUACUGGGGGACAUCCUACCUGUGGAAUUGCCUAUACCUUGCUUGUACACUCGGGUAUACGCUGACCCUGAGCUCAGUCAGCAUGGGGAUGCCCUUCAUGGAAGCGUGGGGACGCCCUGCCUGCAAGCUCAGGGACACCCUACCUGUGACCCCAGGGAGCUCAGAGACAUCCUGCCCACAUGCCUGUGCCUCCUCUGCCCACCAGCACAACCCACAGCACCAGUCGUGGGCAGUGGUGGAUGUGAGUGGGCAGUGGGGACAUCUGCCAUGGGACGUGUGCCCUGCUCUGACACCCCCCGUGGGUUUGUUGCCUUGGAGGUCCAGGCAUGUGGGAUGUUCUCACCAGGGUGGGAAAGACCAAAUUCUGCUUGCCUGACCCAAACCCCACAGCACCAGCACUAGGCUGGGGAUGCCCUGGGGGCUCUGGUGGCUGCCACUUGUUCCCCCUGCCUCUGUCCUGCCCCAUCCCUGGUCAUGCUGGGUGCCUGGAUGGCUUCUGAAUCCAUGGAUUUUUGCCCUCUCCAUAUCUCUCUGUCGUUUCUCAGGUCUCUUCCCAGGAAGAGCAGCUGGGGCAGGUUGCGGGAGGUCUGUCGCUUGGCCAACAUCCCGUUGACUCCGGAGACCCAGCGGGACCAGGAGCGGCGGAUACGCAGGGAAAUUGCCAACAGCAACGAGAGACGGCGGAUGCAGAGCAUCAAUGCUGGCUUCCAGUCCCUGAAAACCCUCAUCCCACACACGGACGGGGAGAAGCUCAGCAAGGCAGCCAUCCUUCAGCAGACAGCCGAGUACAUAUUCUCCCUGGAGCAGGAAAAGACUCGGCUGCUGCAGCAGAACACCCAGCUCAAGCGGUUCAUCCAGGAAUUCAGUGGUUCCUCCCCGAAACGGCGACGGGCGGAGGACAAAGACGAGGGGAUCGGCUCGCCGGACAUCUGGGAAGAUGAGAAGGCCGAGGAUCUGCGUCGGGAGAUGAUCGAGCUCCGGCAGCAGCUGGACAAGGAGCGCUCAGUCCGCAUGAUGCUGGAGGAGCAGGUUCGCUCCCUGGAGGCCCACAUGUACCCCGAGAAGCUGAAGGUGAUCGCUCAGCAGGUGCAGCUCCAGCAGCAGCAGGAGCAGGUGAGGUUGCUGCACCAGGAGAAGCUCGAGCGUGAGCAGCAGAUCCGAACCCAGCUCCUGCCAUCACAUGCUCCCCCAGCGCCCACCCACCACCCCACCGUGAUCGUUCCAGCACCGCCUCCCUCCCAUCACGUCACCGUGGUCACCAUGGGCCCGUCCUCGGUCAUCAACACAGUCUCCACAUCCCGGCAAAACCUGGACACCAUCGUCCAGGCGAUCCAGCACAUCGAGGGGACGCAAGAGAAGCAGCUGCAGGAAGAGGAGCAGAGACGCGCCGUCAUCGUGACGCCGGUGCGCGCCUGCCCCGAGCCCUCCGCCUCCGACACCGCCUCCGACACCGAGGGCAACGACAGUGACUCCAUGGACCAGAGCAAAGAAGAGCCCUCGGGGGAUGGGGAGCUGCCCUGACACCCCCCAGCCGGCAGCCAAGGAGGGGAGCCAGGGCGGGGGGGGAAAUGUCAGAGAAUAUGCUGAAAUUUUUAAAAAAUACAACGCGAUUUGGGUCUCUUUUAUGACCUUUUUCCAAUACUGUAAAGCAGAGCGCCAGAGGCAGGCAAAGGUCACCCUUCAGCUCCCGGGGGGCGGCCACAGUGGGAUGCAGGGGGCUUGGGGCAUGGAGGGGGGGGGCGUUUGGGAUGGGAGUCACAGCUCCCCACCCUUUUUUUAUCACUCCCCCCACCUGCCAACCCACAGGGAAUCCUGCCAAGCCAGCAGCAGCCCCGCUGUUCCUGAUGGCGUUCCCUUGGGACAGGGCCUUUGGUUGGGAUCUUAAUUUGGUUUUUUCCUUCUCUUUUGUGUUUUUUUUUGUUUUUUUGUUUAAUUAAAUGUUCGUUUUUUAAGCAGGGGGGAGAUGCCAAGUGGCACGGCAGCAAAGGUGGGACAGGGACCCCUGGCUUCAGGGUACGACCAGCCCCACCAUGGCUCCUGCACUCCACGUGGGGCAGGAAAAACCCCUUUGGAUAGUAAAAUAAUCCCAGGAUGAUGCCAUUGGAGCACAGGCAGGAAGGUCGGCACGUGCCACCCCUCCCUGGUAUUUCCAACCCUCAUUUCCUUGGCACGGGUAUGGCGGGGUGGGGGCUGAUUUUUCCAACCCCACCCCUAUGCCCGUAUCCAUCCCUGUCCCCCAACUCUGCUCCCAUCCCUCCUUUAAGCACUUAAUCCAGUUUGUGGGGUCCAUCAGCUCCGAAGAGCUUUUCUAUUUCGUGAUUGUGUCGCUUGGGUCUGUCGUGGGGGGUGGGGGGGCCCCUGUUUUGUGGAUCCCCCCCUCGCCCCGCCUCCCCCCUCCCCGGCUGUAGGGUUUUAGGCCAGUCGUGUGUAGAGCCUCGGUGGUAUUUGGUAAGUUCCCCCCCAGCCGCAGCUGUUUCUCGGUUCCUUUCCCCCUUUUUUUUUUUUUUUUUGUUUUGUUUUGUUUUGGGUUUUUUUGUAUUUUUUUUACAAUUUUCAGGUCUUUGUGUUGAUUGAGAAGCUAUUCUAUUUUGUUAAGAAAGUUGAAAAAAAAAAAGAGGCUCGUGCCUUUGUAAAGAAACAA